UAAGACACAGUCUUCUUUGAAGCUGCUGUCUAAUGAACAAGACAAGGUUAAUACUAUACGUCAGUCAUCUAAUGGUAUCUAAUUACACUGAUAUUAAAAUGCUAAGGGUUUUUAACUGGCCCUGCAUCCCCCCUUAGCCUGUUCCUCUUGAGGUUUUGAUGUCCUGGUGCUGUACCUCUGUGGUGCUCUGGGCUUGUGUAGGGUUAGAGUAAAUAGCCCAUCAUAGGGCUCCUCUGCACACAAUGCUUUCAGUUUAUGUGUUGCUUAGAAAGGCAUGAAAAAGUCUGCAUGAGUAUUUGGUCUCUUUAAAUGGGUGCAUAAUGAGGGUUGUUGAAAAGAUAGUGACUGUGCCUUCCUAAGGAUGGAGGAGACCAGGGUGCCUCUGUACUCUGGAGCUUUGGAAAUAAAAUAGGUGAAAACUAGAACAUCUCUGAAUUUCAGCUGGAGCCAGGAAUCUGUUCAUAGACUCUUCUACCAAGCACUUUUGAAAAGGGAUGUGUAGAAUAACGUAUGUGCAAGUAUUUUGAACAUCUUGUUCAAGGUGAAACAAGUUCCUUUCAGAACUGAUUGCACUGUUAACACUAAUUGAUGAAUGUAGUAACUGAUUAAUUAUGUUAGCCUUCUGCUUAACAAAAGGCAACAGGUAAUUUUUCAGUACCAGGAUUGGACUGUUACUGGAUGUCUUAACCAAUGUGACCAUUACUUUUAAUAAUCUCUGAAACAAAACUUGAAAGAGAGGAAAACAAAAGUUUAAGAAUUCACUUUAAUGUGAAUAGAUGCUGCAUGGGAUAACAGAUAAAAAUGUUCUUCAGCUUAAGAAAACAAAACACAGAACACUGAAUUUCUGCUAGGUCUGCUUUUGUGAGAAGAAGCUGAGUCUACUGUUAACCCCAGUACAUUCAGGAAGUGAGGGAUUCCAGUUUUUUCCUGAUAUUGCUACAGGCCUAGCUUUAACCAGGUCAGUUAAAUUCAGAACUCUGAGAAUGAUUAGGCUUGUUUUGCUAUGUGUUGCUAGGCCAUAGUGCCUCAGGGCUUUGACUUAAAAUUGCCUUUUAUCUAAAUUCUGUGCAAGUAAUUGCAUUUUGUGCAUUCCACAUUGCAGCUGAACAGCAUGACCCAAGUGCAGCUGCAAUGUCAGUGCUUCUGUCAUGUUUGCGGCUGGAUCCUCUGCUGUGCUGUGUUUCUUCACUGAUGUUUCAGUAGUGGGCAGCUGGCUUGGAUCUUCUUUCCUUAUUGUUCUGUCUUUGGAAGGCUAACAUGACACAGUCCUCACUCUUACACUCAAAUUCCUGCUGCUGUUUGCUAUUUUUUAGGGACAUGCUUUUCACCAGGGUGUCAGGAGGCUCCUGCCAUGACCUGGAAGUUGCAUGGUGUGACAGGCGGCGUUUGGCUGCAGGCAGUGCCGCCUGGCAGCCCAGGAGCAGAUGUGUGUGCUGAGUCUCUCAGCAGAUGGAGCAGUGAGUCAGCCUAAGGCACUGCCUGGCCAAAGCAAGGGCUUUGACCUCUGUGUGCAGAGGACCUAAACAGCAAUGUCCAUUGCAGCUCUGGAGGAAAGAUCGGCCUCUUGGCUGUAGGGAAGGGAUUUCAGUCCCAGUGGAGAAAUGCGCGAGGAGCAUUAUGGCAUGGCCUAUGCAUACAAACAGUGCUGGAUGGAUUUUAUGCAAAUAUCCAGAGAAAAUUUGUAGUCUUAGAUCUCCACGGAGAUUGUAGGAUAUUCUUAGGAUGGAAGAACAUGAGGAAACUGUCUGGAUGUGUUUGCCAUACAAUAAUGUGGUUUUUUUCCUUCAUUCUGGGGAAGGGUGAUAUUUGCAAGGCACAUUCAGUCCCUGUUCUGCCUUGUUUUCUCUGUGCAAUGGUGUGACCCUGCCCUCUUAAUAUAAGUAAGGUGCUGACUGUUAUAGAUGAAAACUCAGCCUCAAAAAAACUUAAGAUGUCUUGUCUGCAGUGUAAUGCUGUAAUGAGCUAAGAUGUUUUCUAAUUUUAUAUGACAUCUUUCUCUCAGUCUUGAACUUUUAAUUCAAAUUCUAUCUGUGAGUCUGUCAUGGUGCUCCCAAUCCUAGUAAGUGAAAUGUUGCAGUUUUAUUUAUGUGUGUAAUUACAGAUACUCUGUGCUGCUGCUGCAGAGAAUAGGAAAGGGGCUCACAGGUACCAUGACAGAAAUAGGUAUGUUGGCAGAAAUGGCAAAUUUCAAGUAGUUGUAGUGUCUAGGGAAGAAAGGUCACAGUGCUGUCUGCAGUGAGGGGAGUGGGGGUAAGGGGUUAGUGUAGACUCUUGAUGACAGUUUGGUGUUCCCUGUAUUCUCCUUACUGGCAGCCUUUGGAGCAAAUAGCUGGACCAUCUAAAUAGCUUCUCACCUGCUACCUGCUCCAGCAGCACAAGGGGGGUUGCUGUCCUAGAAUAUUCCUCUGAAGCUCAGGUAGGCUUCAGAGCACCCCACAGUGCACAGUGGUACUGGUGUCACCUACCUGUGUCCUCCUCCAUUACCGUGGCAGUGUUUGGCCCGGGUGUGGGCUCUGACUUCCAGCUGAUUUUGAAACUGACACCUGGUACAUCACUAGGAUCAGGUUGCUUACAAGUAUUUAGAAGACCUGGAGCCUUUUGCCCAUGCCACAGCAAAAUUUUGGGUUUAUAUUUUUUUCUAUUUGGGAUCUAAAUCCUCAUUAAACAGGGGGUAAUAUGUGGAGGUGUAUUAUAAAGCUUAACUUGUUACCUUUUGAGAAUGGCUGUAGUGCCCCUGCAUUCCUUGCAGAGUUGUUUAUUUUCCUUGUGUUUUCUGCAGUUGCUGGGAUAGGAUGGCUCAGUGUACUUAAUGUAGUUAAUAGAUUUUCUGUGUUACUUUGUCAGAGAAAUUUGAUGAAGUGUGGAAAAUAAUUGGGAUAUUCUAAUGUAAGUGUGCAGCACUGGCAGAUGUAGAACAGGAAGGAUUUUCUCUGGCACUGAUUCGUAGAUGUGCGUGUUUGCCUGAAGAAAUGCUGGACCGUCACACACGUACUGGUGCAAAGUAAUUUGCAGUUGUGUAAAGCAUUGUCUUGGCAAGAAAAAGUAUUGUUUAUUAAAAAAAAAAAAGCAUAGCUAUUGUGUGAUGUAAGGCAAGUAAAAAUCUUUGUAGAGUCACACAUUUUUCAGGGCUUUUUCUUCUGUCAGCUGAAAAUCUCUAUAGAGCGAAACUUUUCUAAGCAACAGUUUAAAUCUAGUAAAAGUCUCUGUGAACGAGGAGAAAGAGGUAAAUUAUUAAUUUGUUUUCCCUGGGGUUCGAACCAUUCCCAAGCCUCCGUUUGGGAAAAGAUUAAAGGGACGUUUUGCCUUAGAGAGCCCUCCAGCGGUGGGGGCCGUAAUAAACGUGGGAGGGGUUUGGGUUUGCCGUGGGUUUGUAGCGGGGUUACUGCUGGAAAUAGGAAAGGAAGAGAUUUGGGGGUGGUUUUGGGUUUUUUAUUUAUUUUUAAUGCAAAAGGUACAUUUCUGUACCCACAUCAUUCGUGCAUUGGUAUAUAUUUUAGACAUAACUGAAAGCAGCUUGCAUUGCCCCACAUACAUAUAGAGAUACAUGCGAACUGAAGAAUGGGUUUCAAUAGAAGUUGCAUUUUGCUACUGAUCUGGGACAAGUGGGAAGGAAAAGCAUCACCUGGCUUUAUAAAGUGCCCCUCUGACACCAGUAAUACUGUGUUAUUGGAGGAGAAAAACAGCCUGAGGUUUUGGAUUUUAUAUUCUUAUACCAGUAUUAAUAAGCAAUGUGGUAAGACGUAUUUUAUCUGGCUUAGAAGCUGUGGUUCCAUCUUCCUGGACUAUUUGUAUACUUCAAUGUUUAAUUUCUUGUUUUAUCUUUUUGGCUUUAUUUUAUGAACUACAGUGUUGCAGAAAAAAAAUAUUUUGAUGAUGUCUGCCUUUAGUUUUGCCUUUUUUUUUUGUCAAUUCCAGUUGCUGUAAAAUAAGUCAAAUUUAAGAAGAGACAAUGUGGUGGUACAUAGGAGGGACUGCACAUACUGGAAAGUUGCAUUUUAAUCAACAAGUAUAAAAUUUCUUUUGUUAAUUGCUACUGUACAUCUGGAAUCCUAUCUGAGUAAAAAUAGUAAUGGUUUGCUUUUCUGAGACAUUCAGCAUUGCAAGCUCUGACUUCUUUGGAAGGUGCAAUAUCUGAGGUGCUUUUGAAAAUCUUGCCAAAGUGUCAGAGGAGGAAAGCAAAGAUAUCAAAUUAUUGCCAUGCCUUUAUCUUUCAGGGCAGGACAGUGUUGCACGAGGAAAGUGGCUUCAUUGCCAAACAGGUCAUCUUUCCUUUCAGAACCCUUCCACCCUGUUCCUGCCUAAUCCUCUUCUGACAGGAAAAAUACUGUAAUAAUACAAAUACCCAGAGCUGUGAGUGUAGAUGUGGGGCAUUAAAGAAAACGUUUGCUCGUGGCACUGUGACUCGAGAUCGUGUGUAGUAAUGAUGACUAAAUAUUGUGACUGCACAAGUUUUAUAUAAGAAUUUUCUUACCAUUAUAUUCAAAUGGGUGAAAGAUGCAGGAUAUCUGUUUUGGUGAGCUGAGGAGUGGGAGGGAAUGCUCUAUGAGUGUUUCACAGGUUAGAGAAGAGAGAGGUCUUCACGUAUACUUUGUAUGGGAUGACUGUAUUUUUGUGUCACUGCACUCCUAUUGCUGCUCAGAAGGCACAGCCCUAGCCUGGGACCUGCUUGACCUACCUAUGAACCACUUACAGCUGAAAAACCACUGCUGCUUAUCCUUGUCACUUUUAUACCCAGUAUGAAUACUGACUGAAGGCAAAAACGGUAUGAAGCAGGAGUGAGAGGAAGCAGCUGCUUUCUGAUACUGCGUAUAAACUCUUUGGGCAAGGGCUUAUUGCAGCUAAUGUUUAUGCAGGGUUUUUAAAAAGAUCUGUACUUUGGUGUGCUGGUACUUCAUCCCUGAAGGGAAGAAAACAUGAGCUUUUGCAGCUCAGGUCUUUGAAAAAUGCCCAGUAAUUUCCUGCCCAGCAACAUGCUUUGGAAAAUUUGCCCGAAGUAAGCUGACAAGUAUUGUGUUUAGGAGAGGGAAGAUGUUCAGGCUUUUAAGGCAUAUUCAACAGCCAUUUUCUAUAGACCAGGCUGUUUUAGAAAUGUAGCGACUGAGCUUUCUGAAAGUCAUGCUGCUUCACUUUGAAAAAUACUGGAAUGUGUUUUUCUUGUGUCUUUAUCGGAGAGUUUAACUCAAACAAAGAAUCUUGAAGAAGUAGGUCUGUAAAGAUUUGAAGGGAUGGGCUUUAGAGUAAAUGUAUCCUGUUUUUAAGGAAGCUGACAUUUGUCUAUUCAUGUUGAACUGCAGGUUUUUGCACUCUGCAUGAUGAUGGGAAUUAGUUCCAAGCCAGGCUGAUGAUUGAUUGAACUGAGUCAACUUUUGUUGAGGUUUCCAGAGCAUUGCACAAGAGGUUUGAGGGGAAAAAGUUUGGGGGCAUGUGACAGUUAAUCUCAUUAGCAGUAAGAAUGAAGUUUAAGCAUACUGUUCAAAAUUUACUCAGUUCUGUGCUGCUCUUUGUUUUAAUUAACAAUCUCCUGCAUAAACUGCAUAAACUUCUUUCAACUUUAGUCCAAUUAAAUCAUGCUUGGAAGCUGUCAAUGGCAGGGGGAACUCCUCCCUACCCCCCUUCUUUUAAUUGUUCAGUGAGUCUAUUGAAUAAUGAAAGAAUUUGCCUGACAGGGUUUUGUAGAGUUUCGUCUUCUUGAUGAAUUGUUGCAGAAGAUAGACGACACUCUUUUGUCGAAAAUGCAUUGGAAUGACUCAUCCAAUUCCUCAGAAAGUGACAAUGAAGCUCAUUCAGCCUUCACGCAGACUGAGCACAACAUAGUUGCAGCUUACUUAAUAACAGCAGGAGUGAUAAGCAUUUUCAGUAACAUUGUUGUGUUAGGCAUCUUUGUUAAGUACAAAGACCUUCGGACAGCAACCAACACAAUUAUUAUCAACUUGGCUUUUACUGACAUUGGUGUUAGUGGCAUUGGAUACCCCAUGUCUGCUGCCUCAGACCUGCAUGGAAGCUGGAAAUUUGGAUAUACUGGAUGCCAGAUCUAUGCUGCCUUAAAUAUCUUUUUUGGGAUGGCAAGUAUUGGUUUGCUGACUGUUGUUGCAGUUGACCGUUACCUGACCAUCUGCAGGCCUAAUAUAGGAAGAAGAAUGACCACCCGUAGCUAUGCCGCUCUCAUCCUUGCUGCUUGGAUAAAUGCAGUCUUCUGGGCUUCCAUGCCUAUUGCAGGCUGGGCCAGCUACGCUCCAGAUCCCACUGGAGCAACGUGCACAGUAAAUUGGAGGAAAAAUGAUGCGUCCUUUAUUUCCUACACAAUGAGUGUAAUUGCUGUUAAUUUUGUUGUACCCUUAACAGUCAUGUUUUACUGUUAUUACAAUGUUUCCCGGACGAUGAAACAAUGUGCCAGCAGUAACUGCCUGGAGAGUAUUAACAUAGAUUGGUCUGACCAAGUAGAUGUGACAAAGAUGUCUGUUGUGAUGAUUUUAAUGUUCUUGGUGGCAUGGUCUCCAUAUUCCAUUGUGUGUUUGUGGUCUUCCUUUGGAGACCCAAAGAAAAUUUCUCCUGCAAUGGCCAUCAUAGCUCCUCUCUUUGCAAAAUCUUCCACAUUCUAUAAUCCCUGCAUUUAUGUCAUUGCAAACAAAAAGUUUCGGAGGGCAAUCCUGGCAAUGGUGCGAUGUCAGACAAGACAAGAGAUAACCAUAAACAAUGCUUUGCCCAUGAGUGUAUCUCAACGUGCACUGACAUCGCAGAACUCCAGUCAUUUGCCUGCAUAAGUUACAUGGAAAGGAGUGAAAUCUGGGUUCAAGUUAAUUAAUCUUUUGGACAAUUAAUCUUUUUGAAUAAUAAUCUUUCCCAGCCAGCUGUUUUGUGUUAGUCACUGUAAUCUUUUUAGAGAAGUUAAGGAGACAAAACCUGCCAAGACUGUUUUUUGAGUGGUUUAUUGGCCCAGUAUGUCUGUCCCAAACAAAAAGGGUAACAAAGUGGCCACUGUGGCUCUUACAGAGUUAGACAAGGUGGCAGAGGGGUCAGUAAAGACAAAAGUGCGAAGUGCUUGGGUUCAGUAACCCUAGAUUUUCCAUGUGUAUUGAUUCUUUUCAUGAAGCACUUUCCACCGACUUCCCUUGAAAGUUUUCCAGACUUGAAAUAUUCUGGAUACUCCCUGUCGCUCUAUAUUUCCUUACCGAGUGUCCAUGUUGAUAUGCUUUGCAAAGUUCUGUUUCUGUGAAUAUGUUAGGGUGUCAAAAUAUUUACCCUGACCCCAUAGGAUCUUUUAUUAAGUUUUAGGAUUUUGAAGGAAUUUCAACAUAUUUAAAGUAUUUUUAAAAUUUUGACUGGCAGAACCAAAUUAAUUUGUAGGAAAGACAGCUUUUGUUUUGUAAGUAGCAUGUUUCUAGUGCUUGUGACUGCAUAUCCUGAAAAUGUGGAAAAAUGUACCUUCAAGCUCCACACUUGGGAGGCACAUAAAACUGAGUAAAUAUUUAUGGUAAUUUCUCAUCACUUCUAAGUCAAUCCUAUGUUUAUAUAGGUCUGAUGUUUAAUUUUCAAGAGAUAUCUUUGGCAGUCUGAGCAAUGGAUUUAUUCAGGUUGAAAAAGAUGACUUUGUAUAGAUCUAUCUCCAAUUGUUAUGGGUGUGUGCAUAUGCAGUUUGGCUUUGCAGUGUAAAACUUAUUUAAAGCAUAUGUGUAUUUUUGGCAAAAGUCUGGUUUUACAAGAUUUUUUAAAAGCUCUGCAAUCUAGGGUUCCUCUUAAUUUGUCAUUUUCAGUAUUAAAGAAAAUGCCAUGCAAUA
This is a messenger RNA of Corvus hawaiiensis (hawaiian crow), 7775 nucleotides long. It is a transcript of the gene RRH, whose product is annotated as retinal pigment epithelium-derived rhodopsin homolog. Gene Ontology annotation, biological process: visual perception; G protein-coupled receptor signaling pathway. The transcript has 7 exons. NCBI's taxonomy places the organism in Eukaryota, Metazoa, Chordata, Aves, Passeriformes, Corvidae. Gene Ontology annotation, molecular function: G protein-coupled receptor activity. Gene Ontology annotation, cellular component: photoreceptor outer segment; membrane. Bases 5733 to 6761 code for a protein of 342 amino acids. The record is from RefSeq and is a predicted model, not a curated record.